AUGAGCAUGUAUGCAGACAUCAUGAGCAUGCAUGCAGUCAUCAUGAGCAUGUAUGCAGACAUCAUGAGCAUGCAUGCAGUCAUCAUGAGCAUGUAUGCAGUCAUCAUGAGCAUGUAUGCAGUCACCAUGAGUAUGUAUGCAGUCACCAUGAGUAUGUAUGCAGUCACCAUGAGUAUGUAUGCAGUCACCAUGAGUAUGUAUGCAGUCACCAUGAGUAUGUAUGCAGUCACCAUGAGUAUGUAUGCAGUCACCAUGAGUAUGUAUGCAGUCACCAUGAGUAUGUAUGCAGUCACCAUGAGUAUGUAUGCAGUCACCAUGAGUAUGUAUGCAGUCACCAUGAGUAUGUAUGCAGUCACCAUGAGUAUGUAUGCAGUCACCAUGAGUAUGUAUGCAGUCACCAUGAGUAUGUAUGCAGUCACCAUGAGUAUGUAUGCAGUCACCAUGAGUAUGUAUGCAGUCACCAUGAGUAUGUAUGCAGUCACCAUGAGUAUGUAUGCAGUCACCAUGAGUAUGUAUGCAGUCACCAUGAGUAUGUAUGCAGUCACCAUGAGUAUGUAUGCAGUCACCAUGAGUAUGUAUGCAGUCACCAUGAGUAUGUAUGCAGUCACCAUGAGUAUGUAUGCAGUCACCAUGAGUAUGUAUGCAGUCACCAUGAGUAUGUAUGCAGUCACCAUGAGUAUGUAUGCAGUCACCAUGAGUAUGUAUGCAGUCACCAUGAGUAUGUAUGCAGUCACCAUGAGUAUGUAUGCAGUCACCAUGAGUAUGUAUGCAGUCACCAUGAGUAUGUAUGCAGUCACCAUGAGUAUGUAUGCAGUCACCAUGAGUAUGUAUGCAGUCACCAUGAGUAUGUAUGCAGUCACCAUGAGUAUGUAUGCAGUCACCAUGAGUAUGUAUGCAGUCACCAUGAGUAUGUAUGCAGUCACCAUGAGUAUGUAUGCAGUCACCAUGAGUAUGUAUGCAGUCACCAUGAGUAUGUAUGCAGUCACCAUGAGUAUGUAUGCAGUCAUCAUGAGCAUGUAUGCAGUCAUCAUGGGUAUGUAUGCAGUCACCAUGAGUAUGUAUGCAGUCACCAUGAGCACGUAUGCAGUCACCAUGAGCAUGUAUGCAGUCACCAUGAGCAUGUAUGCAGUCAUCAUGAGCAUGUAUGCAGUCAUCAUGAGCAUGUAUGCAGUCAUCAUGAGGAUGUACGCAGUCAUCAUGAGCAUGUAUGCUGUCAUCAUGAGGAUGUACGCAGUCAUCAUGAGGAUGUACGCAGUCAUCAUGAGCAUGUAUGCAGUCAUCAUGAGCAUGUAUGCAGUCAUCAUGAGGAUGUACGCAGUCAUCAUGAGCAUGUAUGCUGUCAUCAUGAGGAUGUAUGCAGUCAUCAUGAGCAUGUAUGCAGUCACCAUGAGUACGGGUGACUGCCAUGCCCCUGUCGCCCUACCUUUAGCCAACCAGUUCCCGCCCUACCUACCCUACACCCACCGCAACUUCUUCUUCCACGGGACCAUCAUCCCGCCCGAGGCCAACCACACCUACCUUGGCAACGCCUUUGAGCAUUGUCUGCUCAACGCAUCCCGGGCGCCUGGAGACUACUUGGAGCAGAGGAGUGCAGAGGAGUGUGGUGCGUUCUGUGGGGUUUCUGUUGGGGAUUGCCAACCCCUGUGUAGCGGGCAUGGCAUGUGCUCCUUCAGUGAGUCUGUGCAGGAAUCAGUAUACACCUGCGAUAGCAACUUUGACAACCAGGCUGGACUGCCCUUGUGCUCCUACAGUGGUGUGUAUACACAAACAACAGCAGUCUCCCUGGCAGGUGCAGCAGCGCAACCAUUCAAUGGCACCAUCAUCCUCACGCCCCCCACCAGCAACACGUCAGGAGCAGCACAGUGCAGCGCCCAUCUGCCUCUUCCUUUUGAUCGAAAACCCUGGCCCGUGUAG
Closterium sp. NIES-65 is the source of this 1914-nucleotide messenger RNA. The record is from the annotation of a GenBank genome assembly. NCBI's taxonomy places the organism in Eukaryota, Viridiplantae, Streptophyta, Zygnematophyceae, Desmidiales, Closteriaceae.